Oppia nitens is the source of this 2050-nucleotide messenger RNA. It is a transcript of the gene gol, whose product is annotated as E3 ubiquitin-protein ligase Godzilla-like. The record is from RefSeq and is a predicted model, not a curated record. NCBI's taxonomy places the organism in Eukaryota, Metazoa, Arthropoda, Arachnida, Sarcoptiformes, Oppiidae. The transcript has 8 exons. The coding region runs from base 20 to 2050 and encodes 676 amino acids.
AUGUCUAGUCUAUGUAGUGAUGGCUAUCCAACUAAAUGUGCUGCUUAUGGAUGACUUAACCGCCACUACUAUGUCAGGUAGUGGUGGUGUGGGUGUGGGUGUGUUGUGUGACUUUACCUACGGCUACGAAACCGAUGACUUUACACUGGCCAUCAUCAAUCUGACCUAUACUGACCCUGUGACCGGUGUCCAGCAUACAGAGUACGAAGAGUACGGGAAAUACUCGAUCGGUAGGAUCGGCUCAGUUAGUGGACGUAUGGUACACGUGUCCAGCAAUCAGCGGCAAACGCACGACGCUUGCGAUCCAAUAGAUACCGAUACUAUACCGUCGGAGCCGUGGAUAGCGUUGGCCCAGUACGGCAACUGUCGGGAUUCAGUCAAACUUAAACAUAUUGCCAAUACUAAUGCAUCGGCAGCUGUCAUCUAUAACAAUAGACACGGCACCCGACUAAUCAAAAUGCAUCAUAAAGAGUCGUCCACAAAAUCAUACUAUGAAUACCAAGAGGUUAGCGUUUCUGGACUAGAGAUAUGGCAUUUUGCCUCAAGUUUGAUAUCGGUAUUCAUACCCAAAGAAAAGGGCGAAUUUUUGGCCUCAAUGGUCGACAAUGGGACCCGAGUUAUGGUACAGAUAUCCAUAACUACACAUCCCAUGAGAUAUACAAACAUCAAUAGGACAUCCGUACUGUUUGUAUCCAUUUCCUUCAUUGUCUUAAUGAUAAUAUCGUUGGCGUGGCUUAUAUUUUAUUACGUCCAACGGUUUCGCUAUAUUCACGCAAAAGAUAUUUUGGCCCGUCGGCUAAACAGUGCGGCCAAGAAAGCCAUGGAUAAGAUACCGACAAAAACCAUACGUCCGGCGGAUUUGGAAAAGAUUUUUGAGGAAGAAUUUGCUGAGUUGUGUCCCGUCUGUAUCGAUACGUUCAAGACAUGUGAUAUUAUACGUAUACUUCCCUGCAAACACCUGUUCCACAAGUCAUGUGUAGAUCCCUGGCUCCUGGAGAAUAGGUCAUGUCCUAUGUGUAAAAUGGACAUACUCAAAUAUUAUGGACUAGUGUUUACCGGCAGUCAGGAAAGCAUACUAAACAUUGAAGUGGACGUUGAUGUCAACCCCCAACACCACUGGCAUCAACAUCAAAAUACUAGUGGUGGCGGCGGCGGCGGCCGCGGCGGUGGUGGUGGCGGCGACGGUAAUGACGCCGAUGACGACGACGAUGAUGACAUCGAAGUGGUACACAUACCUAUUGUUUCGUCGUCGUCGUCCGCGUCACCGAUGACCCGAAACAAUCGUCACCACAGUCAUCAGCACCGAUCCCGAAGUACUAGUGGCCAGCGAUCAUCGCCGCGCCGUAACGGCCAGCAGCAGCAGCAGCACAACACCGGCGAUGAUAAGACCGCCGCCGAAGUCGGUCAGUCAUUACAGAGUCACUCAUCGUUGUCGUCGACGACGACGACACCGUCGGCAGCCGUUAUUCAGCAGUCAGAUGAUAGCCGAUCGCCAACAUCACCGUCACUGUCGUCAUCAUCACAAUCAUCAACGGCAACGGCGGUGGCCAACGAACCUCUUAAACUCCCCGUGAGUGGCGGCAGCGGCGGCAUUGAAAUACUUGUCGAUACCGGCCACCCGACACCCGCCGCUGAUCAUCACAAUAGUAGUAGUAGUACUAAACGUACCGUAGAUGUAGAGUCGGACGACAAUGACGACGAUGAUGAUGACGAUGACCACUGUUGCCGACGACCGCUAUCCCUAUCGACGACGACAUGGAUGUCAUCGAAAUCAUUAACCGGAGCUCAGGUGCCGUCAGUAUCAUCUCAACCGACGACACCGACAACGACAACGACGACGACACUUGAGUCAGUACAACAUCCACACCAACACAAUGAAGAUGUUUGCGUUGUUGUUGUCGAUGACGGAACAGGUGGUAGUGAUGGCCACAAAUUUGAUGACAAUAGUAGUAGUGAUGGUAGUAGUAGUCGCUGUAGUUAUGAUAAUCUAUGCAUUACUACCACUACCGGUGCUAUUGGUAAUAGUAGUAAUGGUCCUCAAAAGUAUUGA